AGCAUUUUGAGUCUGUUGUUUGUGUUUUAAAGCCUGGACUGCAAAGUUGUCAUGGUUAUUGUAAGUUAGGCAGGGAUAUAGGCCGUAGCACUAGGUCUUCACUUAAAAAUGGAGCGGGGCUGGCAGUAGAUGGGAUAGAUUGUAAAGGUAAAGAUUUUAUAGAGGUUGUAGAGGGUAGUACAAUAAGUAGGGAUUCUAGUGCGACAAAGUAUUUAAAGCGUAAGAAAAGACUGCAGGAUACAUUUAAUUUUAACCGUCGCGAGAGACGUGCCCUGCUUUAUAGGAAAAUGUAUAGUGACGACUUGAAAUUCAGGGAGAGCUAUACAUCACGAAGUGUUGACAAAUACAGAUAUAGCUUUGAGCACAGACAAAGGGUGAAAGCACGCACAGUAGGAAAGUACAGGGACAAUUUGGGUCACAGGAUCAUGGUUAAAAAACGCAGUGUAGCGAGAUACAGGGCUGACAUUGAACACAGGCAAAGGGUCAAAUACGGGAGUAAAGUGGCGAGUAAAACAAAAUACAUUAAUUUAGAAUACAAGACCAAAGUUAAAGCACGCAGUGUUGCUAAAUACAGUGACAAUAUUGCCCAUAGAUACUGUGUUAAAGCACGCAGUGUAGCCAAAUACAGUACAAAUAUUGCGCAUAGAGAAAGGGUUAAGUUUGGGAGUAAAGUGGCGAGUAAAAUAAAGUACAUGGACAAUUUAGAACACAGGCAAAGGGUUAAACUAGGCAGCAAAAGGCAGUAUAGUGUUAGUUUAAAACAUAGACAGCAAGUGAUAGCUAGUGUACAGCUGAGUCGGAAGCAGAGGCUGGAGAAGUCUGUAGAUUUUGGUUUUGUCAUGGAUAGUUUUUUGGAUAAGGUUAGACACGGACCCGAUUUCGUGUGCAGUGUUUGUCAUAGGCUGCAGUUUAAAUAUCAGGUGCUGCCCUGUGAGAGGGAAGUAUAUGCAGCACGUUUAGCAACGGCAGGCAUUGCAAAUAAUUGCAUUAGUGAGCAUUAUCUGCAUAGUUGUGAUGAUAAGUGUGUUGAGCCCUGUCCCAUUGUUGUGUCCAGAGGUCAGUUGUGGAUUUGCUUUACUUGUCAUAGUAAGAUCAGUAAAGGUCAAUUCCCAGCUGAAUGUUGGAACAACAACUUAGCUGUACACCCCAUUCCUCCAGAACUGGGAUGUCUGAAUAGCUUAGAGCAGCACCUGAUAGCUUUACGUAUCCCUUUUAUGAAGGCGUUGGCGUUGCCUAAGGGUGGUCAGAAUGGUGUACACGGGCCCGUUACUUGUGUUCCGGCCAACAUUGUACAAACCACCAAUGUGUUGCCGCGGUCCAGUAUGGAGGGGUCUCUGCUUCAAGUUAAGUUAAAACGGAAAUUAACCUACAAAGGACACUACGAGUAUCAAUUUGUUGACUCGUGGCGUGUCAGGCGUGCUAUAGAGUACUUAAAGAGAACUAAUGUCUUGUAUAAAGACAUUGAGUUCAACGAGGAAUGGUCAAAUGAUUUUUGUAGGGAGGAAGAGGUUGUUGUAGAGGCUGGUCAGGUUAAGCAGGUUGUUGUUGACACACAGUCCAGUGAGGAUGAGGCUGUAGAGCAGGAAAUUGGGGCAGAAGAGGAAUCCGAAGACAUAGCACAAGAUGAAAUGUUACAUGACAGACAACAGCACUGCAUGUUUCAGGACACUUGUCUUAUGCCUGUUGAUAUCGGUCAGGAAGCAUUAGAUCAGUAUUUUGCGGAUGUUGUAUGUCUGGCCCCCGCGGAAGGUAAUAGUCCGGUUAGAAUGCUUUCUGACAAAUUAAAUGAGGCGAAGUGUUUCCCUGUGCUGUUUCCGACGAGCACUAAUACAUUCCACACCCGCCGCACGCAUCGCUUAACAUUGUCGCGCUACUUUAAUAAUCGCAUAAUGCACGCCGACGGCCGUUUUGCACGCAAUGUGGAAUACAUAUUCUUUAGCCAGUAUAUGUCCGAAUUAGACAAAGUGAUAAGUAGUAUUUCGGUCGCCAUGCGUAAAGGUAAGGGGGGUCAGCAUUCUCAGCGGAUUUCCCCGGGCAUGCUCAAAGACGACGAGUCUCUGAAGCGCUUGCUACAGUUCGAUGACGGUUUUCGUUUCCUUCGGCCCAUUCGCGGGACGCCAGCUUUUUGGUCUUCCGUUCAGAAAGACCUUUUGGCUUGUGUCCGCCAAUUGGGGAUUCCUACAUGGUUCUGCUCUUUUUCGUCUGCUGAUUUGCGCUGGCAAAAUCUCCUUGCCAGCAUCCUGAGACAGGAAGGCAGACAGCAGACAGUAGAACAGUUAGAGUGGGCCGAUAGGUGCGAGCUGUUGCGUCGCAACCCGGUCACAGCCGCGAGGAUGUUUGACUACAGGUGGCACUGUUUUUUGAAGGAAGUACUCAUGUCCCCGUCUCAACCAGUUGGCAAGAUUGUAGAUUUCUUUUAUCGCAUUGAGUUCCAGCAGCGUGGGUCCCCCCAUGUUCAUGCGCUGUUUUGGAUUGAGGGAGCUCCCCAAAUUUAUAAAAACACAGAUGUAGAAGUUGCAGAGUUUGUUGAUAAAUAUGUGACAUGUGAGCUACCCUCUGGCGAUGACACACUAUUGGAAGUUGUGUCAUCGGUUCAAACGCAUUCAAAACGGCAUUCAAAGUCAUGUCGUAAAAAUAAAACGGUAUGUCGUUUCAAUUUUCCAAAACCCAUCUCUGCACGCACGUUCAUCUGCAAAAUCAAAGAAUGUGUUUGUCCUAAAAAGGGAACGGGGACAGAGGGUGAUCGCACUUCAGAAAACAGGCCAAAGUGCACCUGUUUUGACGAUGAGGGAAGGAAGAUGCCAAAGGAGGUUGCGAAGAUGUUUAUGGAGAGAGUAAAGAAUGCCAUGGGGAGGGAGGAGCCUUUUGGUAGUGUAGAAGAGUUGUUUGCCAGUGUGGGCAUCAACCAGGAAGUCUUUGAGCUCGCUUAUAGGCGGCUGGAGACUAAGAAUAAGGUGGUUUAUAGGCGAGGGGUAAACGACACCUGGGUUAACCAGUAUAAUAGGAAUCUAUUGAAGUGUUGGAACGCUAACAUGGACAUUAGCUUUGUCACUGACGCCUACGCAGUCAUCAUAUACAUCAUAAAGUACAUCACAAAAUCAGAGACCGAAAUGGGUCUGUUAUUGAGCAAUGCCCUUAAGGAAGCAAAUAAACUAGGAAAUCUCUCUGCUAAAGACGCUCUAAAGAAACUGGGCAGUGUAUAUUUACACAACAGAGAUGUCUGCGCUCAGGAGGCAGUGUAUAGGCUAAUGAGCAUGCAUUUGAAAGAAUGUUCCAGGAAGGUCGUGUUUAUUCCAACAGGGAAUAACAUUGUGCGGAUGAGUUUACCCCUCAGUGUGUUGUUGCAAAGGGCUUCCUCAGAGGGCCUUAGGUCCGAAAACAUGUGGAUGACAAGCAUUGUCGAGAGGUAUAAGAACAGGCCCGAUAGUGUCGUGUUUGAGGAUAUGUGCAUAGCCACGUUUUGUUCGGAGUAUCGUAUUCUCACCCAGAAUGAAAACUCGGACAAUAAAAUCGAACUUCAAGGGGGUUUAGGGUUCGUCUUGCGGAGAACACGAACGCAGUUUGCCGUCGUUCGCUACAUGCGGUUCAAAUUGGACAAACAGGAGGAAGCCCACUUUCAGAGUUUGCUGCAGUUGUUCCUUCCUUAUAGAACUGAUUUAGAGCUCAAGCCGGAAGGCUUUGAGUUCUACAAACAGUUCCACGAGGAAGGUAAUGUGACGUCGGCUGGCGGGACCGAGCGGCCAGUGCGAGACGUCGUCGAUGAAAACAGGGCAAAGUUUGAAGUGGACUGUCCUCGAUUAGAGCGUGCGCAGGAGAUUGCGGACCUGUUGGGCGGUGUCGACGAGGAUGCGUGGGGGGACCUUUGUCCUGAACAGCAAGUCGAACACAUGGAAUGUUUAGAGGAGAGGCGGCAGCAGCAGCAGGGGGAAAUUGGGGACGAGCAGCUAGUUGAAUUGGAGGAAAAUGUCCCCGAUUUGUUUGUUGGUGGUAAACAAGUAGCUACAAUCGAGAGAAACACCAACAUUUUGCCUAGAAGGGAGGGUUUAGCUCUGGUCCAUUCUCUCAAUGAGACGCAGAGGAGCAUUUUUGAUAGGAUUAGGAAAUGGUGCCUAGAAAAGGUGAUGGGAAAAACCCCAGAACCUUUCCAUGUGUUCGUAACUGGUGGGGCAGGUACUGGAAAAAGCCAUUUGAUUAGAGCUAUCCAGUACGAGGCAGGGAGACUAUUGUCGCGUCUGUACCAACCGGAUGAAACCUGCGUACUCUUAACUGCUCCCACAGGCAUCGCUGCAUACAGUUUACAUGCAGCCACAAUUCACCACACCUUUAGUAUUGGCAUGCAGGUUAGUUUACCGUACAUCCCUCUGGGUGAAGAUAAGAUAAACUCCUUGAGGGCUCAAUUUGGUCACCUACAAAUUCUAAUCAUUGACGAAAUCAGUAUGGUAGAUCAUCAUCUUUUAGCUUAUGUGCAUGGCCGGUUAAGGCAAAUUAAACAGACGGGGGACUUUUCUCAAUUUGGCAACGUUAGUGUUGUAGCUGUUGGUGACUUUUAUCAGUUGCCGCCCGUUAAAGGGAGGCCGCUGUACACCUGUCAGGUGGGUGUGGACCUCUGGUGUCAUUUCACAAAGGUAGAACUAAAAACAGUUGUGAGGCAAAAAGAUAGUGUCUUUUCUGAGCUGCUAAAUAGACUUAGAGUUCGGUCAAAGGAAACCCCAUUAUUGCAAAGCGACGUCGAUAUCCUCAAGUCUCGGGAGACGGGGGAACAGAGCGCUGCUUUGCAUAUUUAUCCCACAAAUAUGCAAGCCAGCGAGCAUAAUCUGAAGCGGUUAUUCGCAACCUGUCCAGAUUAUGUUACAAUUGAGGCCCAAGAUUUUAUUAACAGCAGGAAAACGGGUGAAUUAGAGCGCGUGGUCGGGCAUCACGGUAAAACGUCGUACACGUGUUUGGCCAAGAGUUUGUGUUUGGCUCCGGAAGCACGUGUCAUGCUUUGUAAAAAUGUUGCUGUGGCAGACGGUCUGGUCAAUGGCGCAUGUGGAACAGUGACUUAUAUUCAAUUUGGAGCAGAUGAAGACUUCCCCCUCGUAGUCUAUGUCAAAUUUGAUGAUCCUAAGAUAGGCUCACAAAGGAGAAAGGAACGUUCCCAUGCUGCUGUAGAAUGCCCGCAUUCUACUGCCAUUGACCCCGUGGAGGAUUCGGCGACAAAACGCGGCGGUUUGCGUCGUCAGUUUCCUCUUAAACUCGCGUGGGCCUGCACUGUUCACAAAGUGCAAGGUCUAACUGUCGACGAGGCUGUCGUGUGUUUACACAAGAUUUUUGCAGCUGGGCAGGCGUAUGUCGCCCUCAGUCGUGUUAGGGAUAUAUCCGGCCUUGUGAUUACAGAUUUUGAGGAAAAGGCCAUUUACUGCAAGCACACCGUCAAGGGGGCAUUGGAUAGCAUGCCCCCAUUCCUACUUGAACAUCCACAGCCUUCAUUAGAAACUCCCUGUUUCUCUGUGUAUUUACUUAACGUCCAAAAUUUGCGUAGCCACGUCGCUCAUUUGGUGUCUUGUACGCAGCAUUUACAGCCUACCUGUAUUGCUGUCACAGAGACGUGGCUCAGUGCACAAUCCUCAACAGACUGUGUCCAAAUAGAGGGAUACACUUUCCACAGUCGUCCUCGAGCCUUGUGUUACAGCAGCAAUGAUGUCAAAUUAUCUGAGAUUAGAGAUCUCGAACAUGGCGGAGUGGGAUUAUAUGUUGUAGAUAAUUCGGACUGUGAGAUUCUGCAGGUGCCCGAUUUAAAUCUGGAGUGCUUGGUGUGCCUGUUUACCAAAGAGAACCUUUUGAUGGCAGUAAUUUAUCGUCCGCCAUGUUAUCCAAUUUCACUUUUUAAAUCCAAUCUGGUUAAGUUACUUGAUUGUGUAAAUCCCAUCAGUAACACAAUUGCUAUAAUGGGCGAUUUUAAUGAAGACCUCCUCAAACAUUCAUCAAUUUCUAAAUUAAUGGGCCAAAAUGGAUUUUGCCAGCAUGUAACACAAGAGACUACAGAGAGUGGGACAUUAAUUGACCAUGUUUAUGUCAAAACAACACAGUAUGCUGUGGAUUGUGCAGUGGUGUCCACUUAUUUCAGUGACCACGAAGCCAUCCUGUGUGGUUUUCGUGGUCAAGAUGAAGGUGAUACGUUUGAUUUGGAUGUCUUGUUUGCAGAUAGUUUUGCUGACGAAGAGGGUCCCUAAACAUCAUCACAACCGUCAACCCCCAAAAUGGAUUAACUUGCUGGAAUACAAAAGACCAUAUAACAUGCAUGUGAAAAAGUGCAAUAUAUUUAUCUGUACAGUACCGUAAUCUAUUUAUUUAUUAUACAUAUAUUUAUAUAUUUUUAUAUAUUUAUUUAUUUAUACAUGCACCUUAUUGCAUUUUUAUCCUGCACUGACAGGGAAAACUUCUAGUUUGUAGAUGAUAAUGUAUUACUAGAUUUGAUGUAGAAAUGUUUUAGUUCGGUGUUAGUAUAUCUUGUUGUCAUGUCUUGUGAGCAUGUUUUCUUUAGUUAUGUUGUGUUUCUUUAAAACGCCACUGGUUCCUGUUUUUUCACCCUCUUGUUUUGUUUCCCUGUCAACUCAUUAGUUGCACCUGUUUCACGUUUUGGACUCAAGCACCUGUCUCCAUGUCAUUAUUUACGCCUGGUUUUUCUGUUGGUCCUUCUGGUGUCGUCGUUGAUUUUUUUCAUGCUGUUUCAUGCAAUAACUCUGCUCUUCUGAUGCUGCAUGUCUUUUGUUGAUUCAUAGCCACAGUUAGCGACUUUUGUUUCAUGUCUAUAGUUGAGGCUAUGUGUUACUUUUUUUGUCUCCGCCUUGUGCGCGCCUUUUCUUUGCACCCUUACCUUCACGCCACGUACCGUCACUUCACUUUGCAUGCCGGAAUAACAUACCUCAACCCCAGUCCUCGCUAUGUCCCUGGUUUUUCUGUUGGUCCUUAUGGUGUCGUCGAAUUUUUUCCUGCUCUGUUCAUGCUGUUCCAUGCAAUACGUCUGCUCUUCUCAUGCUGCAUGCCUUACCAAGUAAGUUUUUUUUUUUUUUCAUAGCCACAGUUAGCGAGUUUUGUUUCAUGUCUAUAGUUGAGGCUAAGUGUUAGGUUUUUUUUUACCUUGCCUUGUGCGCACCUUUUCUUUGCACCCUUACCUUCACGCCACGUCCCGUCACCUUCCUUUGCAUGCUGGAAUAACAUACCUCAACCCCAGUCUUUGCUAUGUCCCUGGUUUUUCUCUUGGUCCUUAUGGUGUCGUCGCUUUUUUCCUGCUCUGUUCUUGCUGGGUUUGCAUGCCGCUUUGCAUGGCUUUGCAUGCCUGGGGGACAAUGGAUCAGCGUUCACGUCGCGUCCCCUGUCAGUACCCACGUUCACCGGGGGAAACCAAUGAUCCUACCUGUACAUGUUUAUUUUCUCUCAGGGACUGUUUGCUUGUCUUGUUUGUAUGGGGUUUAAAUGUACAGAUGCCGGGAUACAGACAAGGUAGGUAAUGUGCAGGUAAUGAUAUAUUGACUGGGUGACGGCAGGAAGCACCAGCGUGACCCGAGGUUGUAGAGCAAGUAGAGAUAGAAAUAUUUAUAUAUAAAUAUUACUACUAAUACUAUAGCUGCUGCUAAUACACAUAUUAAUAACAUAAUACUACAAUAGCUGCUAUUACUAUCACUACUAAUAAUAAUAAUACACAAAAGCUGCUGCUGCUGCUGCUGCUGCUACUACUACAAUUAGUAUCACUACCAAUGCUACAAAUGCUAAUUUUACUAUUACGACUACUUAAAUUGCGGAUGUUACUAAUAAUAAUUAUUUGACUACAAUAACUGCUGCUACUACUACUAUUACAUUUACGACUACUACUAAUAAUACAGUUGCGGUUGUUAAUAAUUAUACUACAAUUACUACUACUAAUGCUGCUGUUACUAAUACUACAAAUACAAUAACUGUUGAUACUAUUACAAUUACUGCUAAUAAUAACACUACAAUUUGUACGCCUACUAACCACAAUGCUGCACUUAUUACUACAAAUGCUGAUGUUACUAAUACUAAAAAUACUACAAUGGUAUGUCAGACUUAGCUUUGUCGUGGGUUAACUCUUAUCUUACUGACAGGAUGCAAUGCGUCUCCCAUAAUAAUGUGACCUCAGACUAUGUUAAGGUAACGUGCGGAGUUCCUCAGGGUUCGGUUCUUGGCCCUGCACGCCAGGCGACAUCAUACGCAAAUACAGUGUUAGUUUUCAUUGUUAUGCUGAUGACAGCCAACUCUACAUGCCCCUAAAGCUGACCUACACGCUGGAUUGUAGUCAGCUGGAGGCGUGUCUUAAUGAAAUUAA
Molecule: messenger RNA, 8323 nt
Organism: Nerophis lumbriciformis (worm pipefish)
Lineage: Eukaryota; Metazoa; Chordata; Actinopteri; Syngnathiformes; Syngnathidae
Source: RefSeq, a predicted model, not a curated record